CGCCGGCAUCAUGCCGCGACACACCGCGACCCGCCUCGCCGCGUUGGCGCUGGCGCAGUGUCGUGCGCCGUCCGUCUCCCACGCGGGGCGUCUCCCGCCCUCGCUCGCGCCCUGGCGCGCCCUGGCCACGUCGUCGUCAUCAUCCACGUCCUCAUCGAAGCGAGAGGCCAACGCCGCCGCCGCGCGUCGCGCGCGCCUCGCCGCGGAAACCGCGCGCGGGCAGGGAUCCGCGGCUUCCGGCGGGCUCUAUCUCGCCGCCCUCGCCGUCGGCAUGGUCGGCGUCACCUACGCCUCCGUUCCGUUGUACCGCAUGUUCUGCCAGGCGACCGGCUUCGGCGGCACCACCAGGCGACGCACGCUGGAGGACAAGCUCGCGGAGCAGCGCAACCUGCCGGAGUCGGUCAAGGCGGCGGCGGCGAACAGGGAGGUUGUCAUCUCGUUCAACGCCGACGUCGCCGAGGGGAUGCCGUGGAGGUUCGUCCCGACGCAGAAGAGCGUGCGGGUGCGGCCGGGCGAGACCACCCUCGCGUUCUUCACCGCCAAGAACCGAUCCAACCGCGACAUCACCGGCGUGGCGACGUACAACGUGCAACCCAACAAGGCUGGCUCGCACUUCAACAAGGUGCAGUGCUUCUGCUUCGAGGAGCAGCGGCUGCGGGCGGGGGAGGAGGUGGACAUGCCGGUGUUCUUCUACCUCGACCCGGAGUUCGCGUCGGACCCGGCGAUGGUGGACGUGAACGACGUGAUGCUGAGCUACACGUUCUUCAGGAGCGACGAUUUCGACGAGCUGGAGGAGGAGGAGGGCGGCGGGGGCGGGGUUGGAGGCGGGGGCGGGGUUGGAGGCGGGGGCGGGGAGGGGAAGGCGACGGGCGUGAGGACGCACGGGACCGGGGCGGUGCCGCCGGGGAUCAAGGGACACGCCGCGUUGGGUUCGUAGACUACCGAGAGUCGUAAUUAAAAGCGCCAUAUGUGAUGAGCAAGCGUGAACCGCGCCAAUCAUUUC
Micromonas commoda is the source of this 1003-nucleotide messenger RNA. RefSeq names its product cytochrome c oxidase. Gene Ontology annotation, cellular component: mitochondrial inner membrane. The transcript has a single exon. NCBI's taxonomy places the organism in Eukaryota, Viridiplantae, Chlorophyta, Mamiellophyceae, Mamiellales, Mamiellaceae. Gene Ontology annotation, molecular function: copper ion binding. The record is from RefSeq and is a predicted model, not a curated record. Bases 11 to 937 code for a protein of 308 amino acids.